Neopelma chrysocephalum (saffron-crested tyrant-manakin) is the source of this 2018-nucleotide messenger RNA. RefSeq names its product histidine rich glycoprotein (gene HRG). The transcript has 8 exons. Bases 102 to 1553 code for a protein of 483 amino acids. Gene Ontology annotation, cellular component: extracellular region; endolysosome; blood microparticle. Gene Ontology annotation, molecular function: cysteine-type endopeptidase inhibitor activity; zinc ion binding; heparin binding. Lineage: Eukaryota; Metazoa; Chordata; Aves; Passeriformes; Pipridae. The record is from RefSeq and is a predicted model, not a curated record. Gene Ontology annotation, biological process: regulation of platelet activation; negative regulation of fibrinolysis; negative regulation of endopeptidase activity.
UUUUAGCAUUCAUUUAUAACUUUGGUGGACUGUUCUGAUUUGAAAGCAGACUGCUGGCUUUAUCAGGGCAUGAGCAGAAGUGACCUAGAACUGCAAACAAAAUGCUGCUUCUAGCUUCAGCUUUUUUUCUAACACUACUGCAGUGUUCUAAUGCCCAAAACAAAGCAAGCUUUACACCUGCAGACUGUAACACCAUUGAAACAGAUGCAGGAGUGGCCCUGGAUUUGGUCAACAAACACCGCAGAGAUGGUUAUGUUUUUGGUUUAUUCCGUGUUGCCGAUGCACAUGAACUACAAACAGGAAAUUCAUCAGUCCUCUACCUAACUUUGGAUGUGCUGGAAACGGAAUGCCCUGUCUUAUCCAGAAAACACUGGGAGUCCUGUGAAUACAGUGAUACGUAUCCCAUGGACUUUGGGCAAUGUAAGAUUAUCACAUAUACGAACCAUCUGCUGAAGAAACCUCAGCUAUAUGGAUUUAAUUGUACAUUAAGUCCAGUUCCACCUGACUUAUUAGAGUGCAAAGAUUGUCCUGUGAAAAUUGAAGCCUUAGAAGUCACAGAGCAACAUAAAGAUAUUGCUACAAAGGCCCUGAAGAAAUUCAAAAUUGAAAGUAACCACACAAACUACUUCGCUGUGGACAAAGUUGAAAGGGUUUUAAAGGUGACUGGCUCCCGGGAAGUUCACAUUUUAGGAUUCUCUAUAAAGGAGACCAACUGUUCCAAAACUGUGGAGCAAGAAGAUCAGGCCCUGGAUUGUGUUUUUCUCCAUGACUGGCAUGCUCACAUGGGAUUCUGCACGGCAAGAGUUAUAAGUGAUGCAGACGAACCUGAUGGAACAGAUAUAAGUUGUGAAAUCUACCAUCCCUGGCAGCUUGGCUUUGGGCGAAGAGGCAAAGGUGGAAAACCACACAGACAUCCCCAUUUCCAUCAUCAUUUUGGUCACAGACAUCAUCAUGGACAUCAUCACAGACAUGAAUGUCCACCCUCUUCUCAACCCAGACCUGAAGACUCUGAGCGCAAACACAACUUCAGCAAGGAAGAUCAAGACAGCCGUGAAGGACCUGCUCCUUCUUCUCUCCCUCCUCCCCAUGAUGAACCAGGUCAUCACCAUCCUCCUCACCAUCAUGGACCACACUGUCCUCCUCCUCCUCCUCCCCCUCCUCAUGGACCAGAUCACCCCCAUCCUCCUCACCAUCAUGGACCACAUCCAGGACACCCUCCUCAUCACUGUCAUCACCAUUACAGACAUCACUGCAACAAGACAAGCAUGUCAGGAAAGUAUUUUCCAUGCCACAUGACAGGAACUAUCUAUCGCAUUCCAGUUCUAAAUCAGCAGGAUUCUCUCACACCUCCCAGUGCAAACUUUCCUGAGCUAUCCCAGUUCAACACUCACUCUUCCAGCACUGGUGAAGGACUAAAGGAGAUGCCAGAAGAUCCAGGUUUUCCAUAUCACCUUACACAAUCAGAAUCAUGCCCAGGAAAACCCAAACUUGUUCUUCCAAAAAUUUUGCCAUUAUUUCCGCAGAGCUCCAUGGCAGAAAAUUCUCCUAUAUGACCCCAGAGAAAGAUGUUCCUGGCUUGAGAGUUGCAGGGCCAAUGACAGUUCUUCAAUGAAUGAAAACAGCACACGGAGAAGGGGGGAAAGCAUUCAACUUCUAGGGAGGAGAAGCACUGAAAAUAAUCAUUAAGUAUUCCAACCUGUGUCUUCAUCCUGGCUAUCUCAGGCUCCACUGUGACUGAAAGGCUCAAAAUUCUGAGUCCCUUAGGUACUGUGAAUGGGUAAAAAUCUCGCCAGUAAACAAUGUUCCUUCAGUUCUAACUAAAAGGAAAAUUCCCUAAUAGUGAAAACUACCACCUAAAAUCUUUAAUUUUGUCAUAAUUCAUAAUUACAAUGUACUUCUCAGAGGAAUCUGACCUAGAGGAAAUUUGACUGCCUUCUACAAAAAGUGACCCAUGGCACUACAUUCAUGCUUUAUACAGAUUCAAAGAAAAUAAAAAUAUGCAAGAAUUUUUUUCUUGA